UGCUAUUUUAGGCUAGGCAGUUUGUGAAAGGCUUCACUCUCUCUCUUUUACAAGUGUAUAGCUUUCUCGGCCACAGUCACCAGGCGUGCUGGCCAGAAAGAAACUUUGCUGUAAUGUCAUAUAGUUGGUCAAGCAGUUGACUGUGUCCUUCUUCAGGUCUCAGAUCAGUCAAGGUUUAAAGCUAUGAGGUCAUUAAAAGUUUUGUCCUCCAUGACCCACUAGGACAAGGACAGCACAUACAGGACAGGAGCGCAAGGCUUUUGUUUAUGCUGGAGCCAGAUAGGAUAGGUGAAAUGUCAAGGACUUCUUCACAAACGACUCUGCAGACCUACAGGGUCAACGACAAAGACCUCACUGAGAUUGAACUCCAUUCUGUGGACUCCAUCAAUGACCUUCAUCGGACUCAUCCGGAACACAACCACAAAGGAACGAAGCCGCCCCGUCCCGCUUACACGCCUUCCGUGAAUGGGACGCUGCAAGCACACCACAUGAGAUGUGUCAGCGCAGGACCAGGAUGGCAGGACUCGUUGACUCCAAGCUCGUGGCGAGCCUACGCUAUAGCUUGUGUUGUCAUCACACUGCUUCUGCUCAUACUUGCACUCAUUUUCUACUUCCUGGUACAACAAGGCAACGCAGUACAGAGGCUGACUGAAGCCUUGAAGGAGAAAGAAGCUGCAGCCACACAACUAUCCGUGCUGAUCCAACAACUACAAGUGCUCACACUCAACCUGACAGCCACAAGGGGGCGGACAUGAGUGACAAUGUGUGUGAGGGAAAGGAUUAGAAAAGGACACCCUCUGCAUUUUAGACAUGCAAACACAUUCAGAUAUUUUAUAGAUUUGUUUAAUCGAGAGCUUCUUUUGCAAUAAAAAUAAACAUAAAAUAGAUUUUUUUUAAAUCAGUCAGGUCCACUUUUCUCCCUUUAACAGGUAUGUCAUUUUGUUAAUAGCACAUACAAUAACAUCCUCAAACUGUGGUAAAAAUAUUGAAACUCAUACAGAGGGCCAAUACAUUGAUAUAUAUUUUUGUUAUUCAAUAUAUUCAGACAUAAA
Syngnathus acus (greater pipefish) is the source of this 1052-nucleotide messenger RNA. RefSeq lists its product as uncharacterized. NCBI's taxonomy places the organism in Eukaryota, Metazoa, Chordata, Actinopteri, Syngnathiformes, Syngnathidae. The transcript is spliced from 4 exons. The record is from RefSeq and is a predicted model, not a curated record. The coding region runs from base 267 to 755 and encodes 162 amino acids.